CCUCCUCUCUCUGCUCUGCCUGCACUCAGACGCAUCUGGACUUGGUGCGACCUGGAACACAUAUUCAGCUCCGUAUUGUGCAAACAAUAUGUUCUUAUAAAGUGUUUUAGUGAGUGAAACCAUGUCGUCUUUUUGCUGAAAGUUCCAAGGAAGGUCUUAAUUUUCAUAACACCAAACGCGAGCUGGAAUACUUGGAGAUAUUUGGAGACUUGUUACUUUUACGCACGGCGCAGUGUUGAUUUUCUGCAGAGAUUCUGCACUACAGAGGUGUGGAAUAAUCAUGGGAGUAACAGAGUGAUUUCCUCAGAUCUGGAGAGGUCUUUUGGACGUCGUUAUUUCCGAGCAGGGCUGGUCUGAGGGCAGAGGGGAGCUAAAUGCGGCUGACUGGAGGAGAGGCUGCACCGGGAACCAUGAACAGCAGCAGCAGCGGCUCUGGGAACUUUCUGCUGGUCCCCAUUCCGGAGUACCCUCUGCUGGACUGCGUGCCCAACAAGACGGUGAAGAUCGUGGUGCUGGGGGCGAGCAACGUCGGGAAAACAGCUCUGAUUGUUCGGUUUCUGACUAAAAGGUUCAUCGGGGAUUAUGAAGCAAACACUGGAGCUCUUUACUCCAGAAAGGUCACUCUGGAUGGGGAGGAAGUGUCGCUGCAGAUCCAGGAUACUCCCUGCGUCGCUCUGCAGGAUGAUGCUGAAGGCCUGUACUGCCAGGAGCAGAUCAACAGGUCAAUCUACUGGGCUGAUGGUUACGUACUGGUUUUCUCAAUCACCGACCACAACAGCUACCGAACCAUCCAACCACUGUACCAACACGUCAGACGAAUACACCCCUCUGGAAACAUCCCUGUCAUACUGGUUGGAAACAAGAGUGACCUGCUCAGAGCCCGACAAGUGCCGGCAGACGAAGGCGAGACGUUAGCAGCGUCAUUAGGAGGCGUUUACUUUGAGGCCUCGGCCAGAGAGAAUCACGAGGGAGUCCACGCCGCCUUCCUGCAUCUCUGUCAGGAGGUCAUCCGAGCUUUGGGAGGAGGGAACGGGGAGAAGAGACGAGGAGGCCUCCACCUGGCCAGACCCAAAUCUCCCAACAUGCAGGAGCUGAAGAGGAGGUUCAGACAGGUUUUAUCAUCCAAAGUCAAGUCUGCAACCACGCUCUGAUGACCGGCCUGGACCUAAAACGUAAUUCAAGAUCCGAUCUUCUAGGGAAGCCAAAGAGAGCUGGUUCCGCUGGUGAUGGAGGCCUUUGGAAAAGACGGCGAGAGUCAUUGAUAUGAUUUUAUGUUUGGGAUCUGGGGAUUUAAAGAGCAUGAGAAGACGUCAUCAGAUAAACGGAUAAAGACUGAAUGGAGCUUUGUGGUCUCUGUGGUUUGGAUGAAGCUCAUGGACAAUAUGACCUCUUCCAGGUUCAACCACAACAAGUAUGCUCCUCAAAGGGAACAGACUGUUAGACAAACAGAUCAUGUUUGUGUCAGAAACUUGGCGUGUUUACCGUGAAGGAAAGUGAGUGUGUCAGGGAAACGUCACUGGCAGAGUCAAAGUCAAAUAGUCGUGUCUCAGUUUUCUAGAGACUGAAAAAUCCCAGUAAACAUAAGGACUAAUGUGGUUUUAGAUUCUCUUUAAGAACAGCUGACAAGACAGCAGUUGUUUUGAUUAUCCUGUCAGUUAACAAGGAGACUCUCACUAACUCCAAACUAUUUUUCUUCAUUUUGUUUGGAGUUUUUUUGUACUUUUGCAAGAAAUCAAGGCUGAAAAAGCGGCCUCAUUUCUUUCCGUUCAAGACUGAAAGUUGAUUUUAAAUUUGUACCUCGCUACUAUCAAAUAAAUGAUGCCAGAGUGUUUUAUAGAA
Molecule: messenger RNA, 1839 nt
Organism: Cheilinus undulatus (humphead wrasse)
Lineage: Eukaryota; Metazoa; Chordata; Actinopteri; Labriformes; Labridae
Gene: rasl11a
Product: RAS-like, family 11, member A
Exons: 8
Coding region: 375-1151 (258 amino acids)
Molecular function (GO): GTP binding; GTPase activity
Source: RefSeq, a predicted model, not a curated record